Molecule: messenger RNA, 2238 nt
Organism: Vicia faba (fava bean)
Lineage: Eukaryota; Viridiplantae; Streptophyta; Magnoliopsida; Fabales; Fabaceae
Source: the annotation of a GenBank genome assembly
AUGGCGGUAAGAGCCACAGUAUCCCGGUUUCCAAUUGACGCCGACGCACGCGAGGGCUCCGGCCUCCUAUGGGGAGUAACCGUCGCACCAUUCGCCGCCGCCGACGAAAACGGCCAAUCGCCGGCAUACGGAUCCGGCGGCGACCUCCUACCCCGGUGCGAGAAUUGCUGGGCUUACUUCAACACCUACUGUGAGCUUGAACAAUGGUCAUGGUCUUGCUCCCUCUGCGGAAACCUCAAUGGCCUCUCUUCCAACGCGAUCGAACGGUACUCUCGUCCUCAAUCGUGCGCCGAGAUGAUGUCCUCUUUCGUAGAUCUUGAAUUGCCUCAAGAAGAAUCCGAUGCUGCUGCAUUGCAAGCAUGUCCUGUUUAUGUUGCUGCUGUUGACUUGUCAUCUUCGGAGGAAUUUCUGGAACUCACUAAAAGUGCAUUGCUGGCAGCUUUGGAAGCUCUUGCUCCCGGUUCACUUUUUGGGCUUGCUACCUUCAGCCACAAACUAGGACUGUAUGAUGUUCAAGGUCCAAUACCUGUUGUGAAAAAUGUUUUCAUCCCUCCUGAUGCAGAGGGAUCCUUAACAGUUGAGCUUGAAGAUGUCAUGCCUUUGUUGCAGUUUCUGGCUCCUGUGGAUACCUGUAAGGACCGUAUUGCAUCCACACUUGAAACACUUAGGCCAACAACUUCAUGGGAGAGAACUGCUGGAGCAGGUCAAGGACUGGAUGGUGUUCUGCUAGGUGGGCGGGGUUUUGGGGUGGCAAUGGAAGCCCUCUGCAGUUACCUUGGAUCCGAAUAUGGAAACACUUUUGCAUUAGCUAGAAUCUUUGCCUUCUUGUCUGGUCCUCCUGAUUAUGGAGCUGGACAAUUGGACACGAGACGAUAUGGUGAGCAAUAUGCAAGCAAAGGGGAGGAUGCAGAUCGUGCUUUACUCCCAGAGCAGACACCUUUUUAUAAAGAUCUGGCUGCUGUUGCUGUUCAAGUUGGUGUAUGUGUUGACAUAUUUGCUGUAACAAAUGAGUAUACUGAUUUGGCAUCUCUAAAAUUUCUGAGUAUUGAAAGUGGGGGCUCCUUAUUUUUUUAUACAAGUACCGAAGAUUCAACUUUGCCUCAGGAUAUGUAUCGAAUGCUGAGUAGGCCAUAUGCUUUUGGUUGUGUAUUGCGAUUAAGAACCUCAACUGAAUUUAAACCUGGAAAUUCUUAUGGUCACUUCUUUCCAGAUCCACAGUAUGAAAAUGUUCAACACGUAAUAUGCUGUGAUUCAUAUGCUACAUAUGCUUAUGACUUUAUGUUUGAGAACAACAUUGGGUUUUCGAGGAGUAAAUCAGAUGUUCCUACACUCCAGAUUGCAUUUCAGUACUCAGUUGUAGUUCCUCCUCAGGAGCUUUCCAGUUCAGGAGGGGUAUCUACAAGCAGAACAAAGCAUCAUUCCCUUCAACGCCGGCUAAGGAUCCGAACAGUGCAGUUUGGCGUUGCCCAGGACAUUCACGAACUUUACGACAGCUGUGAUCCUGAAGUGGUUCUAUCUUUGCUCGUGCACAAGGUUAUACUCGCCUCUUUGGAGGAAGGGGUUCGGGAGGGUAGACUUUUGCUUCAAGAAUGGCUAGUGAUCCUUGCAGCCCAGUACAAUGAUGCUUAUAAACUUGUUCAGUAUAGUAAUGGAAGUUCAACAAGAUCUCAGAUUGAUGUUGCCUUCUCUCAAUGUCCUCAACUGCAGCCCCUACCACGCCUAAUCUUUGCGCUCCUGCGAAACCCUCUUCUUCGCUUCCACGAAGAAGGUGUUCAUCCUGACUAUCGCAUCUAUCUUCAAUGCCUGUUUAGUGCUUUGGAACCGAGUUCCCUUCAUCGUGCUGUGUAUCCAGUAUUGACAUCAUAUGCUACUCCAGACAAACAAGCAUAUCCUCGCCAUUCCUUGAGUCGUGCUGCACUGCUUACCAGUGGCAGUCCGAUAUUUUUCCUGGAUGCAUUCACAGUUCUGAUUGUGUUUUAUUCCUCAACUGCAGACCCAACACUUCCUUUUCCUCCACCCCAUGACUGCUUGUUAAGGACUACAAUCAACAUAUUGAAGAAAGAAAGAUCCAUCACUCCUAAACUCAUUUUUAUUCGAGGAGGGCAUGACGAUGCCUCAGUUUUUGAGAACUUUCUGAUUGAGGAGCAGGAUGUUGAUGGAAGUGGUCUUACAAGUGUGAUGGGUUUUGUUUCCUUCCUUGAAGAUAUAACUCAGAAAGUUUUAGAAUUCAUAAAAUAG